Molecule: messenger RNA, 297 nt
Organism: Coccidioides immitis RS
Lineage: Eukaryota; Fungi; Ascomycota; Eurotiomycetes; Onygenales; Onygenaceae
Exons: 2
Coding region: 1-297 (98 amino acids)
Source: RefSeq, a predicted model, not a curated record
AUGCAGCGCGAAGUGGGGAUUGCCCAGGGAUCGCCAUCAGAAGCUAAAUUCGUCGGGAAAGGCCAACAAUUUGGAGGAAGAGGAGGAGGAGGAGGAGGAGGAGGAGGAGGAGGAGGAGGAGGAGCGAGAACAGGGCGUGCAGUCUGUUGGCCGGUAAAUUCGGGCAGGCGAGACGACGAGCGAACGGAGCAGCAGAAACGGGUAGAAAAAAGCAGAGAACCAAGCACAGGUCGGCUGUCGACGGGCGGAUCGGCCAGCGCAAAAGCCACCGCCAUCAUCGCCGUCUGGAGAGCUUAA